UUUACUAGUACGACGACGUGAUAACGUUUUACUUACUAUAUUCAUUGCCGCAAUGAAAUUGUUGUGUGGAUUAGUAUCCGAGUAAAAAUUAGCUAUCAAGAUGUCAACUCAAGGAAUAGCUCAACGUAAGUGGAAUGACAGUAAUAGAAUUUAAGAUGGUCGAUAAGACUAUGCAAAUAUCCCGAACAACAGCGGCACCAGAAAUCACCCCAACAAGCCAUGAAACCAUGGAAACAGUUGAACAAUUGGUCGCCAUCACUCAACCAUCAACAAAUCAAGAUAAUGGAAAACCAAGUGAUUUUAUAAAACCAAGAAUAAGGAAAGAAAAACAUAAACCAAAGUUUAUUCAUGGAAAUUAUAAUAGGUAUUAUGGAUAUAGAAAUAAACCCGAGUCGGGAGAAGAAGACAUUCGUCUGCUGAGUUUCAAAAGAGAGUGGUUUAAUGCGAAGGAUGUUCUUGAUAUUGGUUGCAAUGUUGGCCAUGUAACAAUGACGAUUGCUAAACAAUUUCUUCCUACGCGAAUGGUUGGUUUGGACAUUGAUAGUAAUUUAAUAUCAACAGCCAGAAAAAAUAUCAAAUAUUAUAUCGAUGUCAAAAAAGAAAAUUAUAUAGAUGUAUCAGAAAAUGAAAACAUGGUAGGCCUAAGUGUACCUUGCUCUGCUAAUGUGGUGGCAUCACCCAUCAAUAGUGGUGUGUUGAGUGAUACCUGUAUCUCAUUCCCUGAAAACUUAUCUUUUAAACAGGGAAACUAUGUCUUAAAUAACAGCAAACAGUUAAGCCUAGUGCAAGAGGAGUAUGAUACUAUACUUGCUCUAAGUGUGACAAAGUGGAUACAUCUUAACAAUGGUGAUACCGGUAUCAAAAUGUUUUUUCAGAGAAUAUUCCGACAUCUGCGGCCAGGGGGUCGACUGAUAUUGGAACCACAGCCAUGGACAUCUUACAAAAAAAGGAAAAACCUGACAUUAACCAUUCAGAAUAAUUUUCAAAACAUUGAACUCAAGCCUGAACAUUUUCAAAAGUACCUUUUAGAUGUGGUUGGUUUCUCGAAGUGUGAGCUCAUCGAUGUUGUGCACCAUAAAUCGAAAGGUUUUCGAAGGCCUAUCCAAAUGUACACAAAAUGUUAAUUUGCAGGAUUAACUAUUUAAAUAUAUGACAAAAUGAUAUGAAAAUAAGAAUUUUAUUCUAUAUCGAAUGAAUAUAUUUAUUAUUAACUUAAAGAGAGUGUUUUUGGAGAGUGGGAUAACCAAAGUGUUUGUUGAGUAAUUAUUUUGUGCAUCCGAGCUUGGAUCCUGUACUCUUGGUUGUUGAAGCAUUGUGGAGUGUUCAAAACCUUGGUGUGUUAUUUUCUGAUCAUCUUUUUUUGCAUUAAAAUCAGGAACUUUAUUUUAGUGAUACUAAAUGCCAUAUUUUUACUUGUGAUUAAUGUUCGUUUUCAUUAUGUGAUUGUGGUUCUCCCUUGUCAGUGAUGCAGGACGGAGGGCCUGACAAGGACAACUGUCUAGUCGUUCGGAUGGGACGAAAAACUGAGGUCCCGUGUACACAUUGACAUGCACGUAAAAGAUCCCUUGACAGUUGGAAUUCGAUAUAAGUGUGGGCCGUAGUGCCGCUUUCUGGGUAAAUUUCCCUCAUAGCACACUGUAUGGCGUAUGCCCGUCUUCCUUAGCCCAGUUCAGAGCAAAACAGUAGGACGUUAAACACCAUUUCAAUUCAUUUCAUUAUGUGAUUUCAUGACAUAUGUCAAAUGUAGACUAUGUUAAAAUUUGUUUUGUACUUUAAAACUACUUUUUCA
This is a messenger RNA of Patella vulgata (common limpet), 1789 nucleotides long. Its product is annotated as probable RNA methyltransferase Y17G7B.18. Gene Ontology annotation, biological process: snRNA modification. The record is from RefSeq and is a predicted model, not a curated record. Lineage: Eukaryota; Metazoa; Mollusca; Gastropoda; Patellidae. Gene Ontology annotation, molecular function: snRNA binding; RNA methyltransferase activity; O-methyltransferase activity. The transcript has 2 exons. Bases 135 to 1124 code for a protein of 329 amino acids.